Messenger RNA from Zophobas morio, 1051 nucleotides. RefSeq names its product leucine-rich repeat and fibronectin type-III domain-containing protein 2-like. NCBI's taxonomy places the organism in Eukaryota, Metazoa, Arthropoda, Insecta, Coleoptera, Tenebrionidae. Gene Ontology annotation, cellular component: voltage-gated potassium channel complex. The record is from RefSeq and is a predicted model, not a curated record. Gene Ontology annotation, molecular function: potassium channel activator activity; transmembrane transporter binding; voltage-gated potassium channel activity. The transcript is spliced from 3 exons. Bases 162 to 1004 code for a protein of 280 amino acids.
UUUGCUUGUUUGGCCGCCUCAGGGCGUUUUGCGGUUAAAACCCGAUUAACUCAAAAAAGCAACGAAACAAAAAAUCAAAUUGGCUUAAAUCGAACGUGACGUUCGAGCACGUCGCACCUAGAAUAUUGAUUCUGGAGGCUCAAAGGGUGCUUCAUCAAACGAUGCAGUAUUUCCAAUACAUCAUUACCAUACUCUUUGUUGAUGGGAUUUAUGUCGGCCUGGCGAGGGGGAGAGCUCCGACUUCCGCCAAUAGAAAUAUUAAGAGAUUGGACGUCGCCAAUAACAACUUGUUCGAGAUAAAACGGGAAACUUUUAACAACUACCCGGAACUCGAAGAGUUAAAUAUAAUCAACUCGGGAGUCACUUCCAUCGCGGAUAAAGCUUUUUAUGAUUUGCCACAUCUGAGCCGAGUGAACAUGUCGAAGAAUUUUAUUACCAGCCUGAGCCAUAAGAUAUUCAGACCUCGUAGCAAAUUAUGGAAAUUCGAUGUUUCCUCCAACAUGCUAAAUAAUCUUGACACUUUCGACGUAAGUUAUUUCCCGGAGCUGGAGCUUGUGGAUGUUUCAAACAACCAAUUAAGAUUUCUUCCGGAGAGUUUCAUACGGAAGCUGGAAAGUGGUGGCGGGUUUAGGGUAAUCAGUUACAAUAAUCCCUGGAACUGCCAACACAAGAACUGGAGUCACCUUCUGAGUGAAAAUCUGCGAAAGGAAUUUUGUGCGGACGAAGCCAGGCUCGAUUUGACACAAACACUGGCUUUGAAGCUUCCGCCCCAAGCCAAUUUUGUAACUUGCGCUUUGUGGGUGUUUGGGGCGUUCUGGGUCGGCAUAAUUGCGGGAAAUAUGUGUCUGAUAAAAAAGAUCAUCUUCCCGGAGAAACCCAUCGUGAAAGUAGACCAGAGCACCAACACUCAUCAUGAUUCGCUUUCGUUCAUUUAUGUUCGUGAUGUGAUUAAGACGGAGUGUAGGUUGAAACGUCCUGCCACAGAUAACGAAAUGUUUGUUUAAUGUUAGUGUAAUGGGAUGGCUAGGGUUAAUUAAACUUCACACUUGGA